Molecule: messenger RNA, 444 nt
Organism: Heterotrigona itama
Lineage: Eukaryota; Metazoa; Arthropoda; Insecta; Hymenoptera; Apidae
Source: the annotation of a GenBank genome assembly
GAAAAAGUAUGCAAGGACAGCCACAUUUCAGAAUUACAACACUUCAGAAAUAAAACACCUGCAAGAAUCAAAGGAAAAUUCUACUGGCCCAAUAUGAAUAAGGAGAUAAAAGAUAUGAUAAGUAAUUGCGAGACUUUCCAACGUGAAAAAUUAACGAGGAUUAGAUUCAGAGAACCAGCUUCUAUCACUUACACACCUAAAGAUCCAAAUAACAAAAUAACUAUGGACAUAUACGGACCAUUACAAAUGACCAGCAAAGGUAAUCAAUACAUAUUAUAAAUAAAAGGUGUCUUAAUCAAUUAUUUUAUCGUUGUACCGGUUUCCAAUCAAUAAGCACAAACAAUAAUAGAGAAAUUGAUGGAUCAUUAUAUUUAAGUAAUUUCAAUACCCAAGACGAUACAAACUUAUCAGGGCACGAAUUUUGUAUCACAAUUAAUGGAAAUU